AUGACUGCCGCAGAUGUUGCUUCUAGGCCUUUGUGCCAGGUCAUCACGCCCGUUGGUAUGAUGGGUUAUGGCUUUUCAGAAGAGCAAGUGCAGGCCGCCCUCGAGAACUUCAGUCACUUUGCCACGCCUACAGCAAUCAUCCUUGAUUCAGGUUCGACGGACUCCGGCCCCUCAAAAUUGGCCCUAGGUACCACAACAUGUCCUCGUUCAUCCUACGAACGAGAUUUUCGGAAGCUGCUAGGCUUCAGCAAGAAGUACCAAGUGCCUCUGCUGAUGUCGUCUGCGGGAGGCGAUGGAAGCGAUGAGCAUGUGGAUCUCUUCUUGGAGAUCAUUCGUGAGAUUGCCCAAGAGUCUGAGCACAGCGAUUGGAAGCUUAAAGUCCUUGCCAUUUACUCCGAAGUUCCAAAGACUGUCGUCCUCGAUAAGUUAUCAUCUGGAAAAAUCCAAGGAUGUGGCGAGUCGGUGCCUGCCUUGACGCCUGAAACGGUCGAUGCCACACCGAGAAUCGUAGCUCAAAUGGGGCCGGAACCAUUACUCGACGCCAUCAAGGCUCAUCCAGAUUACAAUGUCCUCAUAGCAGGACGAGCCUACGACCUGGCGCCUUAUGUGGCUUUCACGGUCCAGAAUGCUCUCAGUGCCCGCGGCCUUGCCGACUACACGGAUCUCAGCCCGCAGGAGCUAGGCUGCAUCUCGCACAUGGGCAAGAUCCUCGAGUGUGGCGGCCUGUGUGCUACGCCCAAGGGCCCGGGUGCGCUGGGCAUUAUGAAUCAGGACCUCACUUUCGAUAUCCGACCCCUCGACCCCAAGUCCCGAUGCACGCCUCUCAGUGUCGCUGCACAUACCCUCUACGAGAAGACGCGACCAGAUAAGCUCAUCGGACCCGGAGGAUACAUCGAUAUAGCAAAUUCCAAAUUUAAUCAGCUCGAAGAUGGCAGGACAGUUCGCGUUCAGGGUUCGGUCUUUCACGCCAGUCGUCACGAAGGUACCACAUACACCGUAAAACUGGAGGGCGCGCGCGUAGCAGGCUAUCGCACGCUAACCAUGGGCUCUUUCAAGGACCCAAUCCUCAUUCCCCAGGUCCACUCGUUCCUCGAUUCAGUCAAGGCGUUUGCCGGCUCGCAGCAUAGUCACAUAAGCGAGAAGUGGGACAUUGGUUUCCACACGUAUGGUUUCGACGAGCACAAUCCUGACUUCGUGCCCAGUGAGGUCUUCGUCGUCGCCGAAUGCAUUGCCGAGUCGCAGGAGGUUGCCACCAGUCUUGCCUCAACAGUCAGGGUUCACUGCGUUCAUGGCUCAUAUCCUAAUCAAAAGGCCACCUCUGGCAACUUCGCAAUGGGUAUCGGCGGCAUGUUCGAGCUCGAGACAAAGCAGUGUGCUGAAUUCUCCGUGUAUCACCUCAUGCCACUCCCGGAAGGUCAAGAAGGCUGUCGGCCGGCAUCGACCUCUCAGACAGAUACCGAUGGUCAAAGGGGGUUGUUCCGCUGGCAGGAAUACACCAUCGGCAAUGGAAGUACAUAUAACAAAAUCCGUGGUACAACAACCGCCUCGGGCGCGGCAGUCUGCCAGCAGACAAAAAACCUUGCCAAUUCUGCCAAACUCAUGACCAACGGCAAAGCGGCGGUGCAUAGGCAACUUAAGCCAUGCUUCGAGGGAAGGCCACAGACGCUCGUUGAUGUUGCCAAGGUGGUCCGCUCAAAGAACUCAGGUCCGUAUGAGAUUACGCUCGAUGUCAUGUUUGACAAUAUGGACGUCUACCAAACCAUCAAAGCAUCCGGUUUGCUUGACAGCAAAUGCAUCUCGCGCCUCUUUGGUGUACCCGAGGACGAGGUUAUUUGGUGUGACUUUUUCGACGUGGCUAUGGCAUUCAAAGCUACAAUACCACGCAGACGCCGGGGACAGCCUGCUUGCUCAGGAGACUAUCUCGAGAAUGAUGUUCAUGGCUCUCAACAGUACAUCCCGCUGGUCAAGCUCGCUCUGCCUGAAGGUUUGCAGCAGAAGCUCGAGGCUUUGAGUCAAUGA
This is a messenger RNA of Pestalotiopsis fici W106-1, 2019 nucleotides long. RefSeq lists its product as uncharacterized. The record is from RefSeq and is a predicted model, not a curated record. The transcript is spliced from 2 exons. The coding region runs from base 1 to 2019 and encodes 672 amino acids. Lineage: Eukaryota; Fungi; Ascomycota; Sordariomycetes; Amphisphaeriales; Sporocadaceae.